Molecule: messenger RNA, 1056 nt
Organism: Rangifer tarandus platyrhynchus (Svalbard reindeer)
Lineage: Eukaryota; Metazoa; Chordata; Mammalia; Artiodactyla; Cervidae
Source: the annotation of a GenBank genome assembly
AUGAAUUUUGAAUUUGAGAGGGAGAUUGGGUUUAUAAACAGCCAGCCAUCGCUCGCCGAGUGUCUGACUUCCUUCCCCGCUGUCUUGGAGACAUUUCAAACUUCAUCAAUCAAGGAGUCGACAUUAAUUCCUUCUCCUCCUCCUUUCGAGCAAGCCUUCCCCAGCCUCCAGCCCGGCGCCUCCACCCUUCAGAGACCCGGGAGCCAAAAGCGAGCCGAAGAUGGGCCCACUCUGCCGCCGCUCCCCGCCGCCCCCCUGGCCCCCGAGUUCCCCUGGAUGAAAGAGAAGAAAUCCGCCAAGAAACCCAGCCAAUCCGCCGCGUCUCCCCCAGCCGCCUCCUCCGUCCCGGCCUCCGGGGUCGGAUCGCCGGCAGAUGGGCCGGGACUGCCGGAGGCCGCCGGCGGCGGGGUGCGCAGGCUGCGCACCGCUUACACCAACACGCAGCUGCUGGAGCUGGAGAAGGAAUUCCACUUUAACAAGUACCUGUGCCGCCCGCGACGCGUGGAGAUCGCGGCCUUGCUGGACCUCACCGAGAGGCAGGUGAAAGUGUGGUUCCAGAACCGGCGCAUGAAGCACAAGCGGCAGACGCAGCACCGAGAGCCGCCCGACGGGGAGCCAGCCUGCCCCGGCGCGCCGCAAAACACCGGCGAGCCAGCCGAAGAGCCUGUGGCUAGCCCGGGCCGCCCCUCCGUAUUGCGGGCCUCCCGAGCAGCCUGUUGUCACCCGCCCGAGGUCGUGCAGGGGCCGCCGGGCGCCCCGGGCUCCCGGCCUUCGGCCCCUCGCUUGGAGGGCGCGGACGCGCGGAGCCCGGGCGGCGCGCUGCGCGGGGCCGGCGGACGGGAGCCCGAGCCGUUGUCAGAAGACGCCUUCUCGGAGCGGCAGGAUUCGCCUUUCUUGCCCGACCUCAGCUUCUUCGCGGCCGACUCCUGUCUCCAGCUGUCCGGAGGCCUCUCCCCUAGUCUCCAGGGCUCUCUGGACAGCCCGGUUCCCUUUUCCGAGGAAGAGCUGGACUUCUUCACCAGCACGCUCUGUGCCAUCGACCUGCAGUUCCCUUAA